AUGCAGAGUUUACUUUAAUCCCUAUAAUGCAGAGAAUUUACUUUAAUCCCUAUAAUGCAGAGAGUUUACUUUAAUCCCUAUAAUGCAGAGAAUUUACUUUAAUCCCUAUAAUGCAGAGAGUUUACUUUAAUCCCUAUAAUGCAGAGAGUUUACUUUAAUCCCUAUAAUGCAGAGAGUUUACUUUAAUCCCUAUAAUGCAGAGAGUUUACUUUAAUCCCUAUAAUGCAGAGAGUUUACUUUAAUCCCUAUAAUGCAGAGAGUUUACUUUAAUCCCUAUAAUGCAGAGAGUUUACUUUAAUCCCUAUAAUGCAGAGAGUUUACUUUAAUCCCUACAAUGCAGAGUUUACUUUAAUCCUUAUAAUGCAGAGAAUUUACUUUAAUUCCUGUAUUAUGUUUUAAAAUAUUAGUGACGUUAGUGUGAAGGUGAAUAUCAGUCUUAAUGAUCCUCAUGCACCGAUAGUCUUUCAACUUGAUAAAAGAAAUAACCCAGCAGUGGCUGUGGUAAACAAGAGUACGCCAACCAGCUUCCCGCCAGGGAGGCUGUGGGCUUUACAACUAGUAUUGAUAGUCUUUUAUUCCGCAACACUACGCUUUUUUUUUAUAUAUUCUGUCAUGUUUAGCUUGCAAUGGACGAUGAUGGCCAGAAACAGAGACUGCUUGACGUAAUAGGAGAUCCCCAUUUACUAGAAACUUUCUUAGAAAAUUUUCCCAGCUCGAGUUUUCCCACUGAUGGUGGUCUCCUCUGGCAGGGCUUAGACUCACCUCGCUUCGACAAUGUGACAUCCUCCACGGACUCCGGGCUGGUUAGCAGUUGCCUGGACAACCAUGUUUUCGAUGGCCAGUUCCUUGGUCAAGUGCGAGGGGGAAGUCAUCCCCUCAACCAUUCACAGGUGCCAACUCAUUUGUUGCAGCAGGUCUUACCCUCACCUACACUUCCUACUGGGCCACAAGGGGCACCACACCAGCAACAUCACCAACCACAACAGCAGCAGCCACAACAGCAAGAGCAACAACAGCAUCAGCAGCAACAACAACCUCAACAGCAGCAGCAGCAACAGCAACAGCAGCAGCAGCAGCAGCAACAGCAGCAACAGCAGCAACAGCAGCAGCAACAGCAGCAGCAACAGCAGCAGCAGCAGCAGCAGCAACAGCAACAGCAGCAGCAGCAGCAGCAGCAGCAACAACAGCAGCAGCAGCAGCAGCAGCAGCAGCAGCAGCAGCAGCAUCAUCAUCAUCAACAACAACAACAUUCUCAUCAACAGCAAAAUGUAGCCCUUCAAACAUCUGGGGCUCCACUUGUAGUUGGAGCCCCAAACAGUAGUGGGGGAGAAGGAAGCAGGGAGAAUGAUCAUCCAACUCUACAACAGCUACUAGCAUUUUCAUCCCAACAAGCACCACAGCCACAACCUCAGCAACAGCUUCAGCAGAAUGCUGGAAAUGUAGGACAUGGUUUACCCACAGCAAUACUCACUGCUAAUUCAUCUCGUCAUCCCUCCAUUCAACAAACACCACAGUCACAACAGCAGCUCUCAGUACAGCCCUCUCCUCGCACUGUUUCUGUCAGGCCGCAGCCAUCACCAGCAACUAAAGGCAGUCAAAGUGUUCUUCAGAGCACUCCUCAACCUACUCCUCAGGUCAUAUCUCAAACUUCAGCCCAAACCCCUCCACAAAUUAUGCAAGGUGGUGUUCAGCUCGUAGGGGGAUCCAACCAAGUUAUAACAUCAGGAGGACAAAUCUUAACUUCAGCAUCACCUCAGCUUAUUCAAGGUACUCAACUUCUGCAGACACAUGGAUCCACGCAAGUCUUGCCUACUGGUCAGUUGUUAUCUGGUGGACAAGUAUUGCAUAAUGGGCAGGUCAUACAGGGAGGUCAGGUGUUUCAUGGGCCCCACCUGUUGCCUGGAGGGCAGUUAUUACAAGGUGGACAAGUUAUACAAGGUAGCCAAGUGCUUCAGGGUGGACAGCUCAUCCAGAGUGGUCAGGUGAUCAAUAGUAGUCAGUUGAUCACCACUACCACACAGAUGGCAACCAGUGGUGUAUCAGGAUUAGGUGCAGCUUCUGCACCAUUAUAUGUCACACCAAGCACACCAGCAGUUCAACAGCAGCAGCAGCAACAACAGACCCAUGCAGUCACAUUACAUCAAGCAGUUCAACCUCCAACUCCUACUGCUUCUCCAUUUUCUGUAGUAAGUAAAUCUCCUGGAGCAGCAUUGCCCCGUACAUCACCGAGCCCCUCCCCAUAUCAUCCAACUACACCAUCACCUCACCCAGCAGUACCAAGUCCUGCAUCUUAUACAACACGUUCUCCAGCACCUUCUCCUCAUAGCAAUGUUAGUGCAAUGCGGUCCCCUGCUCCACCUACUCCCUCUCCUGCUGCAACACCAACACCACAGACACACAGUAAUAUUACUGCAAUACCCCAGCAACAACCAGCUGGAAUGGUGCAAGGUGUUAUGGGAAAUGUAGGGAUGGUGCAGAGCCUGGUGCCUCAGUUACCAUUGUCUCAAGUUGUUGGAUCAAAUGGCAUGGUGCUGCCUCAACCAGGAGUUCAACAAGCUACAGCUGGUGUAAAGCAAGUUGUUUCUGGAGGCCAGUUGAUUCAAAUUGUGUCUUCACCUCAACCAACUCAACCAAGGCAACCUCUGGCAACACCUGCACACAAGCCUAUUCAGCCAAAGCAGCCUCAGUUGCUGCCUAAGCCUCCCCAAGCAGCUGUUGUUGGUCAGCCUGCUCCACCACCACCAGGAAAGACUGUCAUGGGUGCACGUCCUGUAACACCAGGGGGGCAGCAACCUAUUGUAAUAGGAGCAGCAGGACAGCAGCCAACAAUGAUGACUGGUCAGCAGGGUCUUGGAGGAUUUGUUAUUAAUCCCUCAUUACUGCAGUCAAGUCUUCAACAGCCCAUCCUUAUUCAGCAGCCAAAUGGUGUACUUCUAGUAAGACCAUCAGGGCCAUCUGGAGCAGGGGGAGCACCUGGUCAGACUCUGUUGGUCCCUAUGCAUGGCCAACACCAUAUGAUGAGUGCAGGGACGAAAACUGGCCAGCACCAGACCGUAGUUUUCCCAGGCAAUGGUCAGGGAGGGCCAGCUUAUGUCAUCCCACCAAAUGGAUCAUCAGGUUUAGGUGCUCCAGGGAUGAUGGGUGCAGCACAAGGUUCACGUGGGCCACAACCCAUCAUUCGGUUAGUUGCACCACAAGCUCCAUUGCAGUUACAACAAAUCCAGACUCCUAAUGGACCCACUUUAGUAGCUGUACCAGCAGGUCAGACUGUAAAUCUGCAGGGCUUAUUAGCAGCUGGAGGUGCUACAAUGCGCACUUUAGCCCCACAGGUAGCUUCAGGCCCCUUGCAACUUGCUCCCUCAUCAGUAGCUCCUAAUAUGGCUCCUGUGGUGAGCAUGGGUCACAUACAAAUGUCAGGAGGUGGGCAGCAGCUCCAUGUGUCUGUCCCAGGGGCACCCCUUCAGCUGGCCUCCUCCCUUCCUUCCUCCCUCCCAUCUGUGAUAACCACCACUAAGCAAACUGUGAUAGAUGAAAGUGUGGCUCCUGCCUCCAUUGUGACAGCUACUGAGGCUGGACCACAUCACCAGACUAUAACAGAAUCUAAUAAAAAUACAAAGAAAAAAUCUAAAAAGAAAAAAAAGGAAAAGGAACCAAAAGAUGAAAAAAUAAAAGGCAAAGGAACUUCAAUAAAUUUAAAUGAUAUUUUGAAAGAAACUGGAAUUGUGGGUGAUUUGAUGCUUUUUGAUGACAAUGAACUUGGCUUAGGAGGGGAGGGAAUGGAAGGGGUGCAAGCUCCUGCACCUCCAGCACAGGUAAAUCCAGUGUCGGCAAUGGUAACAUCAGCACCUGUAGUAGCCCCAGUACCAUCGUUACCUGCCCCUGACAAUACUAGUUUUACAGCAACGAGUGAAAACACUGGCCAUAUUGUAGUUGGUUCUUCACAGCAGCAUACGCUAGUGGGAAUGAGUGGUUCUCUUGUGACGGGAACAGUGGUAACAAGUUCUCCUCCAGCUGGGAUAAUGACUAAUGCCAGUAUGCACAGCGGAAUGAGCAUCACGUUGGAUCCUAGUGGCAAAUUUAUCUUGGGUUCAGAUCCAACCAAAGCUCAUCUUUCAACUACACAAACAGCUACCCAGGUGGGGGGUUUGAUGAUUCCUUCGUGCCAAUCACAGGUGCAGGUGAUUGGUGGGGCAAGUGUUGGAUUGACAUCUUCUAUAUGCAAUGUAGCCAGUAGUGGGAGUAUGGCAAAUGUGAUGAGUAGUGGUAUGCCUACUGUCAUGGCUGGGAACACUGGUACUGGAGUGGUUGGGCCAAAUGCACUUCCUACCGUGUGUUCCUUACCAUCCUUCACCCAGCUCUUAACUCCCCCAACACAAGUUUCCUCCAAUGUUGUGGUUCAUGGUCCAAGUGUCACUACAAAAACUAAACCCAUUCAGUUACAGCACACUGCUUCUAAGUUAACACAGGUAACAAGCAAGAACCAAACAGGAGCAGAUAUCUGUAGGGUAGCCCAAAACACUCAUCUGUUGCAGGCAUUGCACCUCCCUGCUUCAGAAAAACAUUCUCCCUCACCCAGUGGACAGCCUUUGCUUACAUCACUGUUGUCAGGGCAACAUUCAAUAAACGGUAAUGGUGUGGAGCAGCCUGGUGUUCCAGUGCAAGUGUCUGUUGCAGAUGGUGGGCCUAUGCUCACUGUGGUUAGUGUGGGAAGUGUGAUGAGUUUACCUGAGGGUAUAGUGUCUACUGGUACAACUUUUUCCUCGCCGGCUCCACUUAGCAUACUGGUGCCCAGUCAAGCUAGCCAAGUGCCUCAGAGUUCUGCUGUGAUUGCGUCUUCAAGUGCUACAAACAAUGUUAUGUCUGGUGCUAUUAUUAGCCACAAACAAUUUGUUUCAAACUCUGGUCUCAUUCCACAAACUAGUGUAACUUGUACUAAUUCAGAAAAUGUGCCAGUGGUGGCACGAGGCCAUUCCCAAAUUGUAAAUGCUUUGCAUCCAGAUAAUGUUCCUAGUCAAACUAAUAAUGCAAGUUCAUUUGUGACAAAAAGUAUUGAAGGUAGUAAAACACCUAGCUUUCAGAAUGAAUAUGUUGCUACUUUACAAAGAGGGCAAAAUAUUAUAGAUACUAAUAAAAAUAAAUCAAAAUCAAAUAAAAAGAAAAAGAAAGAUAGAGAGAGUGAAUCUGUUUCAACAUCCACUACAAGUCCAGUGAUGGUCAAGCAGAGCUUACAAGAGCGUUUAAAGUUGAGCACAUGUACCAGUACAGGUGGAACCCCACAGCAACUGUGUUUGGCACCAAUUCCUAAUGGGCUUAGUGGACCUGCCAUUAAAACUGUCUCUCAGAGCAUCGGAAGCUCGACUCCUCCUGGAUCCUUGCCUCUUUCCAUGGGAGAAACCAGUGUCGCAAGUGAUAAUACAUCUCUAGCAGGGCCUAACAUUUCUGCUACUCCUCCAGUAUCUCUUGUACCUCCAGUAACUACUACUACUACUACUACGGCAACAGUUCAAGCACCAUCAGCAACAACCACCAUCACUGUCACAACCACCACCACAUCUUCAUCUCAUGCUACUUCAGGAGUCGUAUAUGCUGGACCAAGACAGCAGCAUAGUAAGCAAGUCAAGCACCUGAUACUUUCACCGCAAAAUCAGGAGGCUCUCAAGAAAGUUCAUAAUCAAAUCCAAGCUCUCCAAAAUAAGAAAACUGACCAAGAUAAAUCAUGUCUCCAGCAGCUUUAUACAGAAUACCGAAAAAUAAUGGCAACUGGAAAACAUGUUACUGUUACCACCACACCACAGCCGCCCCAAAUACCGCCUACACCAAGUCCCCCCACGCCUGUACGCUACUCACACCCGGUGGGACACAAAAUCAUCACACUAACUCAGUUUAAGCAGCAAAUUAAACAUUUACCUCAGGAUCAACAGAGACAAAUCAUGGACCAAAGUAAACAAGUACUUCAGAAAUGGAAAGAUUCAGGAAAUGUCUCAUCAUCUGGCACAGUCACUACUCCAACAACCAUAAAUACAUCAACCCCUCAUCUCUCUCCCAGUCCACAGGCUUCAUCAAGUGUUACCUCUACUAAAAGAAGUGCAAGUCCAGGAAGUGGGGCUAGCAUGCCCACCAUCUCCACUUCUGCUUCAUCACCAACUGUACCCACCACCUCUACCACAGUGUCUAGUUGUAGUUCCAGUAACACACUUAACUACUCCACCAAAAUGAUUCCUCCUCAGUGCUCUCCUGUAUCCUCCACCACCCCUGCUGUCAGUCACAGUAAUGCUCUCGGGCCUUCUCCAAAGUCGCUAGUGCAGUCAGGGAUGGUGCUUCCUCCACAGGUUUCACCCCACCCCAGCUCAACAUCUGGAACUCAGGAACAGUCCCCAGGCCAGAACAAGACACCUUUAACUUACAGCAUUACAAAGGAACAGCUAUUUGAACAUCAGCUGAAGACUGACCAAAAUGGUGCUUUAAAUCCUGAUUAUCGUAAUCCAUUUAAAAAUAAAAUUGAUGCUUGUAAACGUUUGAUCCGGUAUCAUGUAUUCAGUGAAUCUACUCCUACUGCUCGUGAAUUGACAGAUUCUAAUGCCCAGUUUGAAUUACAAGCUGAAUCUCUUCUGAAAAAGUUUAAUAACAUGAAAUACAAGUACCAGUCUCUCUUGAUCAAGGAUAGUAUGCGUCGCCAUGCAUCUUCAGAAACAGUGAUGCUAUACAGGUUGUUUGUACAGGAAGAUAAGACUAACAUUGAGAGGGAGAAGGCUGAUGUCCAAAAUGGGAAGAUUUUAGAUGUUCCAUCAGGCCUUGUCCACCGCACCAGUGACGAGACAUUGCCUCCUGAUACCCCCUAUCCUUGGGAACUGGAAUGGGAAAAACAAAAGAUUUACAAAUUUGAACCGUGGCAAAAUGAAGAGGAAGAAGAGGAGGGGGAAGAACAUCAAGAGAAUGAAAAGGAAAAUGGGAGCACUAAGGUGAAGGAACAAGAUAAAUUGAAAGAAAAAAGGAAUGAGGAUGAGAAGGUGGACAAAGAAGAGGAUGAAGAGGAGGAAGAUGUAGUUGUAGAGGAAGAAAAGACAGCAGCAAAGGAAGAAAAAGAAGAGAGUGUUAGAAACUGUCAGGAGAAAGAUAAUGUAGAGAAAGAGGAGGAGGAGGAGGAAGAGGGGGUGGCAACAAAAGAGGAGGAAAGUUGCAAAGAUUAUGUAAGGGUUAACAAUGAAGAAAAUGAUCUUAAUGAGUUUGAUGAUGAUCAGGAAACAUGCCUCCAGAUUUUCAUGAAAGAUGAAGAUGAAGAGGAAGAUGAUGAUAAAACAAAGGAAGAUGAUAGAGAAAAGACACCUCCUAUUACUAAACUUAAUUGUAAUGAUCUUAAAAGUGACUCUGAUAAUGCAGACGAAAGAAGCAGUAAAAAGGAGUCAGAACCAGAGGAGGAGUUAGUGAUUUGUGAUAAACCAGUUUCAAAUAGCAUAGAAAAUAGUCCUGUAGACAAUGAAGUGGCUGUGGUAGGUUAUCCUCGGGAAAUGUGGAUAAAUUGUGGUGAAAAUGUAAUAAGUAGACUUUCUGAUCAAUCUCAAUCGCCUGAUAUUCCUAGAACACCUAGUAAUAUUUCAAACCCUAUUACACUAUCAUCAAAUUGUGAAACCAGUGAAAAUAACUUUUAUAAACAGACACAUUCACCUUCUUUAAGAAUAGUGACUGACAGGACAGACAAAGAUAAAAGAAGGGAAAAAGUGGAAAAAGAUUAUAAGAAAAAAGCAGAUAGGGGUAAAGAUAAAGAUAAAGAAAGAGGAAAAGACAGAGAAAAGGAAGAUAGACCACCUAAAAAGCUAAAAAUCAAACCUUUAGUACCUCCUCUUCGUAUUAGAACUGACGAGAGGAGUAUUGGGCUCAAAUUGACACUGAAAAAGGAAGGUUCAGGAGCUUAUUACAGCGUAGGGGAGGAGAGAAAACGGGAAUAUAGGGUAGAACAAAACGAGGAUGAGGAAGAUGACGAGGAGCUAGAUGAUAUUGUGGGAAGACAGUUUGACGGGGAGGAGGAUGAGGAGGAGGAGGAUGGUGAUGGGGAUGGCCAUGGUCUAAAAGAAGUGAAAGUAGUUCUUCAAGAUGUUCUCAAAGACAAAAGGUUUAAAAAGCAAAUCGAGGAGCGAAGUAGUAAAAAGAGAAGAAGAGAAAAAGGUGAUGAUAGAAAUGAUAAGAAUGAAAAAAUUGAUAGAAAUGAUAGACAUAACUCCCAUUGGUCAAGUUAUACCCAACAGCUUAAUCAAAGUGAAGGAGAUAAAAAAAAUUCACAAUCAUCAAACCAUGAAAAUAGAACUUGGAACCACAACAGUGGUAUGGAGUGGCGGAGAAGUGGUGGUGAAGGUGCUUCCAGCAUAGAUAAUUCUAGUGAUCACAGAACAAGAGAAUAUAGUCCUCGUUUAUAUGCUUAUAAUGACCAUUACGGACAUGAAUAUUCCAACCGGCAUAAUCACUCUCAGCCAUAUGGGCAUUCUGGUAGUCAACCAAGAAACUCGCAUAGUUAUUAUUGAUAUAUUUCUUAAAAAAAUUUUAUACAGAAAAUUUUUAUUCUUAUUUAUGAAACUUUUAGCAUAAUCUUAAACAUAUGUUCUUUGCUGUUUUUACAUAUAGCACAAAUACUCAAUUUUUAAGUUCACAAAAUUAAUAUUUAUAUAACUUUUUUUGCAUCUCAAAUUUGCAAGCUAUUUGAUGGCUGUUGAAAUGCAGCAUCAUUAAAUUUUACUUUUCAUUACUUUAUAACAUUUCAUUGUGAUUGCUUUAUUUAAUUUUUGAGUAGUCACCCUUCAUGCUCCUUUAUAUUGAAUCUAGUCUUUGCCCACACCCCUCUGGACUGUAAAUAGCCAGGUAAUAAUUGCUCAGUAGAGUGACUAGUUGAAAACUGUGAGCCCUUAAUUGGUGACAGUAUAUGGUUACUAUUUACACUGGUGAAGUGAGCCUUAGUGCAAUAAUAACUAAGGGUCACAGUGGCUAAGCAAUUCACAGGAACAGAUGUAGGAACGUGAUUGUCCUGGAGGCAUCUUAAUAUGGGAAAUGAGAUUGAGGUUUCCCAUGUGAUUGUCGAAUUCGGCAGAAUUUUUAAUACUUAAAAGCCCUGUGGUGUACCUAUGUUUCAGUAGGUGUAAAUGUUCUAUAGGAUCCUAUUAUAGUAAUUUAAAAUGACA
Cherax quadricarinatus is the source of this 9164-nucleotide messenger RNA. RefSeq lists its product as uncharacterized. Gene Ontology annotation, cellular component: SWI/SNF complex; nucleus. The record is from RefSeq and is a predicted model, not a curated record. Gene Ontology annotation, biological process: positive regulation of DNA-templated transcription. Gene Ontology annotation, molecular function: histone binding. NCBI's taxonomy places the organism in Eukaryota, Metazoa, Arthropoda, Malacostraca, Decapoda, Parastacidae.